UCGACGAGGGCGACGACGCGCUGGCCAGCCAGGCCGACCCGGACCCGUACGGCGUCAGCAACACCAUGGGCACCAAGGAGCGCCUCGACCUCGUCAAGAAGCUGCUCAAGCAGGAGCCCCUCAUCGACGGGCACAACGACCUGCCCUGGAACAUCCGCAAGUUCGUGCACAACCGCCUGGCGCGCCUGCAGCUCGAGGACCUCCGCCAGGGCCCCGGCCCCUGGAGCCGCAGCAAGUGGAGCCAGACGGACCUGAGCCGGCUGCGGGCGGGCUUCGUCGGCGGCCAGUUCUGGGCGGCGUACGUGCCGUGCGAGUCGCAGUACCUCAACGCGGUGCAGCUGACCCUGGAGCAGGUGGACGUCAUCAAGCGCGUCAUCGCCAAGUACCCGGCGCACCUGCGCGCCGCCACCUCCGCCGACGACAUCCUCAAGGGAGUUAACCUUGAGGGCUUCCUGCCAAAAGUGUUAGGAACGACCGAUAUGCGCCUCGAUGUAACAUCGAUGGUGGGUGGAUAA
Messenger RNA from Thrips palmi, 515 nucleotides. Its product is annotated as dipeptidase 1-like. The transcript has 4 exons. Gene Ontology annotation, biological process: proteolysis. Gene Ontology annotation, molecular function: metallodipeptidase activity. Bases 66 to 515 code for a protein of 149 amino acids. Lineage: Eukaryota; Metazoa; Arthropoda; Insecta; Thysanoptera; Thripidae. The record is from RefSeq and is a predicted model, not a curated record.